This is a messenger RNA of Acanthisitta chloris (rifleman), 6939 nucleotides long. Its product is annotated as death-inducer obliterator 1-like. Gene Ontology annotation, biological process: DNA-templated transcription. Lineage: Eukaryota; Metazoa; Chordata; Aves; Passeriformes; Acanthisittidae. The record is from RefSeq and is a predicted model, not a curated record. Gene Ontology annotation, cellular component: nucleus.
GAUAAAGGUGAGCAAAGCAAUGAGGAGGAGCAGAAGUCUAUCAAGCCUACAAGUAAAGAGUUCAGGAAGACCUGGGGCUUCCGUAGGACCACGAUUGCUAAGCGUGAGAGCGCGGGAGACGCUGAUGUGGACUGCAGUGAGCAGCAGCCGCAGCAGCAGGGCCUGAGCCUGCGGCGGAGCGGGCGGCAGCCAAAGAGAACCGAGAGGGUGGAGGAGUUCCUCACCACCGUGAGGCGCAGGGGGAGGAGAACUGUGCCUGCCAUUCUGGAAGAUUCCAGUGAAGCAGCGUCCUGCCCGGCUACGGAUGCUGAAACGGCUUCCGAAGGAAGUGUUGAGAGCACUCCAGAUACAAAACCCGAUCAGAAAAGCCCUAAAAGUAGGCGUGCAAAAGAGGAAGAAGAAGAAGAGGAGGAGGAGGAGGAGGAAGAGGAAGAUGAUACUUCUGAUAGUGAUAGCGAUGGGUUAACACUAAAGGAACUGCAGAAUCGCCUAAGAAAGAAACGUGUUGAACAGAAACCUGCACAGCUGGUGGUGAAGGAUGCACAGAGCCACCCAAGGAAGAGGAAUUCAGAGCAAGAUCCUGCUAAAACAGGUGAUGUCCCAGCUGAAAAACAGGCUGAGUCUGAGCUGUCUGUCAAACAGGAGCCUGAGACUGCAGACAGCACCGAGGUAGCAAGUCAGGUGGUUGUGACUGAGGAAGACACCGAAGAUCUUCAGGCUCAGAAGGAGGAAACACCUGCCCUUGGUGUAAAGGAGGAAGAACCUGAAGAACAGCCCAAAAGCAAACCUGAGUCUGAGAUUUAUGACCCAAAUGCUCUGUACUGUAUUUGCCGUCAGCCUCACAACAACAGGUUUAUGAUCUGUUGUGAUAGAUGUGAGGAAUGGUUUCAUGGUGACUGCGUGGGUAUUUCUGAGGCUCGAGGGCGAUUGUUGGAAAGGAAUGGUGAGGACUAUAUCUGUCCAAACUGCACCAUUCUCCAGGGGCAGGAUGAGCCUGUGUCAGAACUAGACCAGCAGGAAGCUAAAGUGGAGCAAGGAAAUGUGGAUGGCACAGAAUUCACAAGCAUAGGAACAAUUGAACAAAAAUCAGUUGAGGACCAAGGAAUCAAGGGUAGGAUUGAAAAAGCUGCAAAUCCAAGUGGGAAGAAGAAACUAAAGAUAUUUCAACCUGUGGUCGAAGCUCCUGGUGCGUCCAAGUGUAUCGGUCCUGGCUGCUUCAACUUGGCUCAGCCUGACUCAGUGUACUGCAGCAACGACUGCAUCCUCAAACACGCUGCAGCCACCAUGAAGAUCCUGAGCUCUGGCAAAGAUGCAAAACCAAAACCUAAGGAGAAGAUCAAACCAAAACCUGACAAACCUGGAAUGCCAAAAUCUCAGCAGCAGGCAGGUGCCAAACCUCUUUCAAACCAAAAGAGACAGCUCCCUGAGAAAAGAGAGGUGAAUGUGAAGAAGACUGUUGUGACAACAGCCAAGACUGAGGCAAACACUCAACCUGUUGCUAGAGAGGCACCGGCAGAACCCGUCACACCGUCCUGGGCCAGUGAUCAUAAUUACAAUGCUGUAAAGCCUGAAAGGACUGCUGCCAUUUCACCUGCACUGUUGUUCAAAUCUCAAAGGGAAGAGAAAAGGAGUGAAGAUAGAGCAGAGUCCACAUCAGCAUCGAAGAAGACUGUUGUGUCUAUAGCAGAGAAACAAUCAUCUCUCAGCAAAAAUCUGCCUUCAAAGAAGUCUCCAGCCUACCCUAACACGUCCCUAACUAAACCACCACUGAAACCUUCUGCUGGAAGUUUCAAAGGUGUCAUUCCCAAGAAACCUUGGCAUUCAUCAGGCAGUGUUCCUUCCAAACAGUCACCUCUCUCUCAUGGCUCAUCAGUCUCCAAAAAACCAGCUCCAUCAUCCAGUUUGGGUGGAGGACUCAAAAAGCCUUCACUGCCUUCCAUGUCUACUGCAGCUGGAAGUAGCCAAGCCAAAGCAUCAGCCAAUCCUAUCCAGUCACAGCCCAACUCUCAGAUUCGACAAAAUAUUCGACGAUCCCUGAAAGAAAUUUUAUGGAAGAGAGUCAAUGACAGUGAUGACCUGGUCAUGACAGAGAGUGAAGUAGGGAAAAUAGCACUUAAUAUUGAAAAGGAGAUGUUUAAUUUGUUCCAAGUUACAGACACCAGAUACAAGAGUAAAUACCGGAGCAUCAUGUUCAAUCUCAAGGACCCCAAAAACCAGGGACUUUUCCAUCGUGUCCUUCGUGAGGAAAUCUCCCUGUCAAAACUAGUGAGAAUGAAACCAGAAGAACUUUUAUCUAAAGAACUCUCUGUGUGGAAAGAGAAACCAGCUAAAGCAGUGAUGGAGUCAAGAAGCAAAGCUCAUGAAGUCAAGAAAACAGCUGUAAAACGGGAACAUGUGCCAGUUGUCAAUAUGGAAGAUUCUCCACCAGUGUCUGAUUCUGAUGAGCAGCAGGAGUCAGCCCGAACUGCCCCCAAUUCAAACAGUGCUCCUGCUCUGGAUGUUUUCAGCAGUAUGUUGAAGGAUACAACAAGUCAACAUCGAGCCCAUCUCUUUGACCUGAACUGCAAAAUCUGUACAGGUCAGAUUUCAGCAUCUGAAGAUGAGGCACCACCGAAGAAGAUGAAGACAGGGAGUUCUGCUAAGAAGGCAGAGUCAAAAUCAAAAGCAGAAGUUGAGCCCAAGUAUGAAAGUUCUGCUCCAGCAGCAGAGCCUGACAAGGAGCAGGUCACUGAGGAUGAUGCAAUGGAUAUUGAUGUUGAACCAGCAGCAGAAACAGUUUCUCAGCCAAGCACAGAAAUAACUUAUGUUCCUACGAGCCAGAGUCAUAACAGCACAGACUCUGCUGUACCUGAAGAGGUCUCUGUUUUUCCUGCCACUUGUGCUGGCCCAGUUGUCACAACUGUAACGGUUUCUGGCAGAGACCCCAGGACAGCCAUGAGCAGCAACUCUGGCAUGAUGACGUCGGCUCUGCGUUCUGGGCCUGCAGCUGACAAAGUCUCAACAGGGGAAACCAAACAGGAAACUUCCAAACCAGUUAUGACUGUCCCCAAAUCCAUAUUGACAAAACCUUCCUCCUCACCAGAUCCCAGAUACCUGCCGGUCCAUCAGUCACCCAACAUCAAUGUUGCAGAGCCACGAUCGCCUCAGGACAGUGACACUUCCCUCUUUCUCUCCCGUCUCAACACCAUUUGGAAAGGAUUCAUUAACAUGCAAAGUGUGGCCAAAUUUGUCACUAAAGCAUAUCCAGUCUCCGGGUGCUUUGAUUAUCUUAGUGAGGAUUUACCAGAUACAAUUCAUAUUGGGGGGAGGAUCUCACCGAAGACAGUCUGGGAUUAUGUUGGCAAACUCAAAUCUUCGCUUUCUAAGGAAUUGUGUUUGAUUCGUUUCCAUCCUGCAACAGAAGAAGAAGAAGUUGCCUAUAUCUCUCUCUACUCCUAUUUUAGCAGUCGUGGUCGUUUUGGUGUUGUAGCUAAUAACAACAGACAUGUCAAGGAUCUCUACCUGAUCCCCCUGAGUUCUAAGGACCCAAUUCCUUCCAAACUCUUGCCCUUUGAGGGACCAGGUCUUGAGUCAUCUCGGCCAAAUUUGAUUCUUGGAUUGGUUAUCUGUCAGAAAGGCAAACGUCUUGCCAGUGGCAUUGAGACAGAAAAGGUGGAGGAAAAGCGAAGCAGAAUCCAAGCACAUGAGGAACCUGAGCCGUCGCUGUUCUCCAAAGGACCUUCAGCAGCUUCGCAAGAGAAGAAAACUCCGAAAUACACAUUUUAUUCAGGAGACUCUACUGUGAGUACAACACCACCUGGGUCUCCUCCUCCACCUCCACCCCCACUGCCUGUUCCAGAAACCUCAGCAGUUACACCUUCAGUACUAAAAAUACUGUCAUCCAUUAAAAGUGGCCCCACCACCACUGUGACUCCACCGAUUUCCACUGCGGCUCCUGCGAGCAGCACUGCCACCCAGUCAUCCUCCUCAAAAACUGCCACACCUCUCGAGCACAUCCUGCAGACCCUCUUUGGCAAGAAGAAAACCUUUGAGCCUCUUGCUAAGGAUUCUGGAACUGUCCAGUCUUCAAAUCAGGAAGGUCAAGCUGCUGCUGAUGGUGGAAUGUCAGCGGUCCCUCUGUUAGAUCCCAUUGUGCAGCAGUUCGGGCAGAUGUCAAAAGACAGAGCUAUAGAGGAGGAGGAGGAUGACAGACCAUAUGAUCCUGAGGAAGAAUAUGGUCCAGAGAAAGCCUUUGAAGUGCAGCCUGGUGAAAGUGAGAAACGAUACAAUGUGGAAAAGCCAUCUAAUGCAGCAGAACUAGAGGAUGAGGCCUAUGAUCCAGAGGAUGAAACUAUCUUGGAAGAAGCGAAAGUUACCGUUGACGAUUUACCCAACAAGAUGUAUACAGACACUAAAAGCACUUCUUCAGAAACAUCUGCUUCAUAUGUGCCUGAUUUAUCUGCAUCCUCGUCCUUGGUAGAACAGCAGAAAAUGUUGGAAGAAUUAAACAAACAAAUAGAAGAACAGAAAAGACAACUAGAGGAACAAGAAGAAGCCCUCAGACAACAAAGAGCAGCUGUUGGUGUUUCAAUGGCUCAUUUUUCAGUGUCUGAUGCUUUAAUGUCACCACCACCAGCAAAACCUUCCCUAAUAAAGACUGAAUUAUUCCAUCAGGACCAGCAAGCUGCACAAAAAGUAGAUUUACCUUCAUCUUUAACUCAGCAAGCACAAGUUUUAAACCAGGGCUGUGACCCAAGGCAGAACAGAGACCCUCGACAGGCUCGAAGGAUGGUGACAGAGACUAGUGACAAUGUUGAUUCUCAAAUAAAGCCACAGGUGCUACAGAAUGAGAUACCCACAAGGGAAAUUGUUCCAGCAAGCUUUCCAAAUGCUUUGCAGGCUUCACUUGGUAAGGAAGAGAAUACUUUAAUUUCUGCUACUCAGCCUGGUUUUAGUGCAAAUAAUUGGGUUUCAAGUGAACAAGUUUCUACAGUGUCCCAGAAAGAGGCAUCUAAUAGCAAGUUUGAACACACCAUUCAAGUUACUUUGGAAAAUCUGAGUCAAACAGCUUCUGGAGAACCUUCUACAUCCAAACCUAUACGUAAAGUGCUGCUUCCAACACCUCCAAAUGCAUCUUUUCAGCCUAAUUUCACCCCAUCAAAUGACAGCCCAUCCCUACAAGAUAUGCAUCAAGUCUCGUGGCCAAAUGAGUCAACAGAAGCAAUGGGAAUGGAUUCCUUUUCAAAUACAGUGUUUCCUCCUCAGGAAAAAGCAGCUGGACACUUUGAACCAGAGAUGGGUCUUCCAUCAGUGCAAUAUGACGAACAAAGAAAUCCUCAGCCUCAUCAGUUCAUAGAACAAACUGAACAUCCACAAGUUCAGAGUGAGGAUGGACCUCCCCCACAGCACUUUGAGGAAAACAGAGCAUUUCCCAUGUCUGGGCAGAAAGGAGGUCCUCCACAGACACUCAUGCUCAAUGCACCUGGAGGACCUCAUGGACCUAAUUUUAGAGGACCAGCCCCACAGUUCUCUGAAGACCAUGGUUUUCCAAAUAAUGAUGGUCAAAGAGGACCUCAGUCUGGAAGAUUUGGAGGUCAAAAAGGUCCCCUUCCUUCCUUAUUUUCUCCACAGCAUGGACCCUCAGCUAUGUUUGGUGAUAACAGGGGUCCUGCCCCUUCCUAUCACGGUGGUCCAAGAGGAAUGUCACCAUCUCAUUUCGAAGAUCAUAGGGAGCCUCACAUGGAACAAAGGGAAUUCUCAGAUUCCCAAUAUGAUGAAAUGAUGGGGCCUCCAGGGCAGUUUGAAGGACCAGAUUCACCUCAGUUUAUGGGCAACAGAGGACCUUUUCCUUUUGGAGGUCAAAGACGACCCCCACCAGCUCAUUUUAAAGGGCAGAGAGGAGGCCCUCAGUAUGGAGGGCCAAGAGGUCCAGCCCCAAGUCAUUUUGGGGGACCAAGAGGACCUCACCCCAAUCAAUUUGAAGGGCAGAGAGGUCCAGGUCCAAAUCAUAUGUCUGGUCCGAGGGGACUUUUGCCACAGCCAUAUGAAGAGCGUAGAGGGAGCCCACCACCCAGGUUUUCCAACCAGAGAGGUCCAGGACCACAUCAGUUUGGAGGACCGAGAGGAGCUGCACCUGCAAUGUUUCCAGAAGAAGAUGAACCUCCCCCUUCUAGAUUUCAUUUCCAGGGUCAGUCACCACAAGGUAUGAAACCACCCCCGAGACCACUCCUGGACCUUCCAAGCCAUCCACCAACCCACAGAAAAGAUAUGUGGGAGGAAGGUGGUCCAUCUGCAUCUCUUUCCAAUAUGUCUGGACAAGGAUCUGAGUCAGAAGGACAGUGGUCCUCAUCUGACUUCCGAGAAGGCAAAAAUCCUGAAUAUAGAGGCCAGACAUUUGAAGGGAGGCAGCGAGAGAGAUAUGAGGGAGGAAAUAAAGACAAGGGUUUAGAUCAGCCAGAGCCUCUGCAAGCAGAUAAUCGCCAAGGUAGAGCCUUCGAGGAGAGACGAAGGGAUCGAGAACACGGCAGACCUUGGGAGAGAGAUCGUGGCAGAAACUGGAACAGAGACAGGGACUGGGAGAGGCACCGAGACAAGGAGUGGGAUAAAAAUAGAGACAGGAACCUAAACAAAGAUAGAGACAAGGAUUCCGAGCGGGGUAAGGAUUGGGAAAGAAGCAGAGACCGAGAUAGAGGAAGAAACAGAGACAGAGACUCCUACAGAAGACGUGACAGAGAGCGAUCCCGAAGCAGGGACAGGGACCGCGACAGAGACAAAGACAGGGACCGAGAUCGGAGCAGGGAAAAGGAAAGAGAUCGAGACAGGGAUCGAGAUCGCGAUAAGGGAGAUCGCAAAGACAGGAGCAAGAGUAAGGAAAUUGGCAAGGAGACGAAGCCAGAAACCCCCAAGGAAACUCAGAAACCGAUGGAAACUGAAGCUUCAUCUUCCAGCAAUCAGUCAUAG